Cavenderia fasciculata is the source of this 1998-nucleotide messenger RNA. RefSeq lists its product as uncharacterized. The transcript is spliced from 3 exons. The record is from RefSeq and is a predicted model, not a curated record. NCBI's taxonomy places the organism in Eukaryota, Evosea, Eumycetozoa, Acytosteliales, Cavenderiaceae. Gene Ontology annotation, molecular function: protein binding. Bases 1 to 1998 code for a protein of 665 amino acids.
AUGACGACAACGACGAUCAUAGAUCUAUUAAGGAUUCUUACAAUUAGAAGUAGAAUAUUUAAUCAAAUAGAACAACUAUCACAACAUGACCACAAACUAUGCGAAGAUUUGACAGAGAUUAUGAAAAGAAGGAAAACCUAUGUCAAAGGUAAAAGUUUGGUUAGUUAUUAUGGUCCUCUUGGUAUGGUUGCUCGAUUUGCAAUGCCAUGGAGCUUUGUCAAACAUUAUUUAAAGGGUCCACACUUGAACGAUGACAACAAGAACCUACGAGAACAUGCAGUAAAGAUCUACAUGAAACAUCCAAAUGCAAAUAUCGAAACGUUGACCCAUCUCACCACCACUGAUCGAUGGUUUGAUGGUCAUGUGACAUUGAAUGAAUAUGAUUUGGAUGAAAUUGUUGGUAAUAUGCGGUUGGAUAUACUGCAAUUUAUAUAUGACCGAUACUAUCAACCAACCAAUACACAGAUGCCACUGUCAAUUGAAACGUUUGACGGUGCUUGUAAAACAGGUAAUCUUCAACUAGUCACAUUCUUACACACCCAUUCAAAGGAAGGGUGCACUUUUAAAGCCAUGGAUCAUGCAGCAGGUAAUGGGUCACUUGACAUUGUACAAUUCCUUCAUACACAUCGCACUGAAGGGUGCAGUCAAGGAGCCAUCGAUGAUGCCUCGGGUGCUGGUCACUUAGAAAUUGUAAAAUAUCUUUUUGAAAAUAGACAAGAAGGUUGUACUAGUGAUGCAAUGGAUUUUGCAUCUGAAUUUGGACAUAUAGAUAUUUUAGAAUAUCUUUUAGAACAUAGUCAAGAAGGGUGUACUGAACUUGGAAUGGAUAGAGCUGCACGUGCCGGUAGAUUGGAUGUUAUAAAAUGGUUACAUUUAAAUACUACUCAAGGAUGUAGUUUUGAGGCCAUGGACCAAGCUGCCACAUUGGGGUAUUUUGACAUAGUCAAGUGGUUGCAUGACCAUAGGAGCGAGGGUUGCAGUACGGCUGCGAUGGACUAUGCAUCAAAGAAUCAACAUUUCCAAAUUGUUGAAUGGUUAAACGAGAAUCGUCUAGAAGGAUCGACCGAGCUUGCUCUAGAUUGGGCCGCCGAGAACGGGUCAAUGGAAACAGUCCAAUACCUUCAUCAACACCGAACAGAGGGUGGAUCGGAAAGAGCCAUCGAUUGGGCAUCCAAACAACAUUUUGAUAUUGUCAAAUUCUUUUAUGAAAAUAGAACUGAAAGAUGUUCAAGUAAUGCAUUAUUAUGGGCAUGUUCAUGUGGUCAAUUAGAUAUAUUAAAAUAUUUAUAUUACAAGGGUGAGGUAGAACACAUGGUAAUAUCAGAUGCUGCGAUAGAGUAUGGAUGUCAGUCUGGUCAUUUAGAGGUUGUACGAUUUUUAGUUGAAACGGCAUCAAUGACUAUUACGAGUAAAUGUGUUUCGUGGGCUGCUGGUUAUGGCCAUUUAGAUAUUAUCAUGUACUUGGACCAACACGAAAAACAAAAUGGACAGCGACAUCAAGGAUCCUUCACAACAGAUGCUAUGGUCGCAGCAGCUUCUGGUGGAUGGCUAUCAGUUGUAGAGUACCUACAUUUUAAUCGCACAGAAGGAUGUACAUUCUCGGCCAUGAACAUGUCAAUUUUAAUGGGUCACGCUCCAGUAUAUGAAUUCCUACACACCAAUAGAACUGAAGGAUGUGAUGCACAGGCAUUUGGAUUUGCUUGUGAACAGGGUAAUUUGGAAGCCGUACAGUUUCUCAUUACCAACUACCUUGCUAUUGUCCAAUCAAAGAGGUCGUCCUAUUCCAUCCAUUCAGCUGCCAUCUCUGGAUUCACUCAAGUAGUUCAGUUUGUCCUCCAGAAUCUAUCUUCCUCUCUAACCAUUCCAUCCACCACUGCCCAAUCUGCACUAAAAAGAGGCUAUCCAGAUAUUGUUGCAUUGUUAAAUCAAUAUUACCCUCCCAUCGAUCCCAUCAAGACGGUUAGUGAUUUUUUUUUUGGCAAUAGAAGAAAAUAUUAA